Messenger RNA from Plasmodium knowlesi strain H, 1104 nucleotides. Its product is annotated as SICAvar, type I (fragment). The annotation marks the transcript as partial. The record is from RefSeq and is a predicted model, not a curated record. The transcript has 2 exons. Lineage: Eukaryota; Apicomplexa; Aconoidasida; Haemosporida; Plasmodiidae.
UUUGAAAAACUGAAGCAACUUACAAUGGAUGGAACUUCCUACCCAAUUUUAUCCAAACAUACAUCUUUGAAAGAAACAGUGGGCUGUUUAUUACUUCAUUCUUAUGCAAAAAAAAUGCAAGGUCUAUCCAAAUGUGUCAUUGAUUCAGGUUUAAAGAAAGCUUUUAAGGUUGGUGCUAAUGGUCUUCUUGGUAAUUGCAAUUUGGAUGAAAAAUUGGAUGACUGCAGCGUGACAAUUGGCAGUGCCACUACCAAGGUACAGGAUAAAGUGAAUUCAAUACUCACGUCAGAAGAGAACAACAUAGACUUCAUCACUGAGCACAUGAAUGAAAUGACGUCUUUAUGUCAGAAGCUCCAAUGUGCCGUACCAAAUUGGUUUCAAAAACACAGUAAAGGUAGCAGUAAUACUGGUAAUACUAAGAAGACUUGGUGUGACUUUUGGGAUACGACUAUUAAAGAGGAACUGAAGAAGAUGUUCGCAGCAAUUAAGACGAAUGGAGGGAACAGCCCUAAUGGUGUAUGCACCACCUUCGGGGAUGAAAAUCCUGAUAGUGUUGAAAGAAAAGCUUGUAAUCAUAUCACAGCAGGUUUAGACUACAUUAAAGGCAUUAAAGAUAGUGGUAAUGGCAACCCACUGCUCGAUCGAGCAGUGGGUUGUAUUGCUCUUAACCUUUACGCUGAUAAAAUAAUCGAACUGACGAAAACAAAUUGUCCCAUUGAUGAAUCUAAAAUAAAAGAAAUGUUCACUCAAUGGAAUGCAAGUAAAAAUUCGUGUCUGAAUAGUGCUAAUAAUAAUGAUUGUUUUCAAUGCAAGAGGGAAGAUACUUAUAAAAGUUGCCACCUGAGCGUCGCAGACGCUCUGGUGGAAACAUCACAACAAAAGUGCACUUCUAACACCGACAGAAAUGAAGUCCAAACUGAAUUAAACAAAUUCCUCAUCGAAAACCAAGACCCAUCCCAAUCCAAAUCCAUCUCCCAAGUGAAGGAAACAUUAUCCACCAUAAAUGACAUGAGUAAGUCUUUCUGUAGUAGAAUGCAAUGUGCAGCAAAACAGUACUACGCAAAUAAAAAAAAUAGUGUGCAGCCCAAACCGCCCCUAUCAUGG